UCCUCUGUCUCUCUCUCCGUCUCUUCCUCUCCUCCUCCCUUUCUUGAUCGUUAAGUAAGAAUCUGAGCAAAGCUUCCGUACAUGCCUUUUUCCUUCUUCUUAACUCUUCCGUUGUGGGUUGUGCCGGAGAAAGGAGCUGCCAUCGAGUUCCGCCAUGGCUGCUGCGUCGACCGGUCCCCGCGACCACAUCGAGAGGAUCAGGAGGGAGAGAUACUACAUCGGGAGAGAGGAGAAGAACCCCUUGGCAGAAGACAUCCAUCAGGCCGUCAGCUACCUCUCCGAGGAGCUCUACUCCAAGGAUGUCCACUUUCUCAUGGAGCUUAUUCAGAAUGCAGAGGAUAACAAGUACAAAGAGGGAGUCACUCCAUCCCUGGAGUUCGUUAUUACAUCCAAAGAUAUCACAAUGACUGGUGCCAGCUCAACUCUUCUUCUCUUCAACAAUGAGAUAGGAUUCUCCCCAGCAAACAUAGAUUCUAUUUGUAGGAUUGGUAAGUCCACAAAGAAAGGGAGGCGACACCUUGGUUACAUAGGAGAGAAAGGAAUAGGCUUUAAAAGUGUGUUUCUGAUCUCCAGCAAACCCCACAUCUUCAGCAAUGGGUAUCAGAUAAGGUUCAAUGAAGAACCAUCACCCGACUGCAACCUAGGUUACAUCGUGCCUGAGUGGGUUGAGUCGAACCCAAACCUCUCUGACAUACAAAAUAUAUAUGGUUCCUCAAAAAGCCUUCCUUCAACUACUAUAAUCUUGCCUUUGAAGAGUGAGAAGGAGUUGACUGUAAAAAAACAAUUGUCAAGUUUACAUCCAGAGGUCCUACUAUUCCUUUCUAAAGUUAGACAACUAUCUGUGAGGGAAGACAAUGAUGAUCCAAAGCUUAACACUGUCAGUCAAAUCUCUAUAUCAAGUGAAGCUAAUUACCAGAUGAGAAAGAACUUGAAUGCCGAAUCAUACACCCUUCAUCUUGCCGCUCAUGAGGUUGACAAAAAUGAUGAAGAAGCAUGCUCCUACUACAUGUGGAAGCAAAAGUUCCCUGUUAAGCCCGAAAGCAUUGUGAAGAAGAGGAUGGAAGUUGAGGAAUGGGUAAUUACUCUGGCUUUUCCCUCUGGAAGACGAUUGAAUCGAGGGAUGAAAUUGUCUGGAAUAUUCUCCUUUCUUCCCACCGAGAUGGUGACUGGUUUUCCAUUCAUAAUUCAGGCUGAUUUCCUUUUAGUUUCAUCAAGGGAGUCCAUACUUUUAGAUAGCCCAUGGAACCAAGGGAUUCUUAGCUGUGUACCAUCUGCAUUUAUAAAUGCUUUUGUUACACUGGUUAAAGGAGCAGAUGAUGCACCCUCAUUUUCUGUUCCUUACCUGUUUAAUUUCAUUCCAGUGAAGAGCUCCUCUAUCCCACAGCUGGAUUCAGUGAGGCUGUCCAGUAAAGAAAAGGUGGCUGCUGAGCAUAUCAUACCAUGUGAACCCUACACUUCUCAAAGGAUAUUUUGUAAGCCCAGUGAGGUUAGCCGGCUGAUUCCAGCCUUUUGGAAUGUGCUGAUCAAAGCACAGAAGUUUGGGGUAGAUAUACAGAGCCUCCAUUCGCAUGGAAGGUAUAUUGUGAACUCUUAUUUUGAUAACAAAGAGUAUGAUCAAGUGUUGGGCUUUCUGGGGGUGGAGUACGUUGAAAAAGCAUGGUAUGGAAAGUUUAUUGAGUGUUCUAAUCUUGCAAAGGAAGUGCCUGAUGAUAUUUAUGUGGUCCUACUGCAUUUCAUUGCUCACAAUUGGAACAAUUGUUUUAUUGACUUGCCACUCCUGAAGUCUCUUGAUGCCAGUGGCUGUGUUUCUUUGUUGAGUGUACGGAAGGCAACAAAUGGCUGCCAGAGAUUAUGUAUUGCACAAGAUGAUGAUUCCAUCUCUUGGCUUAUCAAGUGGAACCAAGAGUUGAUUACUGCCUCAAAUCUAUGUUUUAUGCCUGAAAGCACACAAAAAGCUCUAAGAGUGUCUAGAGGAGUUCUUGAUUGGCUUCAAGAGUCUGUGAAUCUGCAGCUUGUUAGUGUUGAAGACUAUGGAUCAAAGGUGGUAAAAGCACUGACUGAUAGAAGGCUUGUAAUUGCAUUCACUCACUUCCUAUAUCACUCUCUUAUCAAUGAUUAUGCUUCCAAUUGGUGCAUCGGACAGUUGUGUUCUUCCCUGCCGAUUGUAGAUGACUAUGGGCAUGUGACUGUUCAAAGGACACAGGUGCUCAUGCCAGCUAAAGUGAGCAAGUGGGCAGGAUUAUUGGGUUCAAAUCCAUGGAGAGCAGAACGUUACGUUGUAUUGUGCACAGAGUACUUGUCCCCCUGGGCGUUUGCUGGCACCUAUACAUCUGAAGGACAGAUCUUGCGCUUCCUACAAAGUCACUUAAAGGCCACAGAUGUCCCUUAUGUUUAUCCUCCAGAUGCUGCAUUUACUACUGUCUACUCUCCUUUGACAAAGGAAAAUGCAUUCUUGCUACUUGAAUGGAUUCGAAAUAUAAGAUCCAAAGGAAUUAACAAACUGCAGAACUUUCUGAACUGCAUUAGAACUGGAAGUUGGUUGAAGACAUCUAUUGGUUACAAGCCACCUUCUGAGUCAUUCCUUCCGAGCUCAGAAUGGGGAAAUUUACUACAAAUUUCCUCAGUCCUCGUUGACAUACCAUUAAUCAACCAAGAAUUUUAUGGAAAAAAUAUAUGGGAUUACACUGAAGAACUUAAAGAAAUCGGAGUCAGAUUUGAAUUUCAGCAGGCAUCAAAAUAUAUUGGCAAGCAUCUCAUGGAUUUAGCGGCUCACUCCAUCUUGACCAGAGGAAAUGUUUAUUCAUUGCUGAGGUUGAUCAGAUACUUGAGAGAGAAGCAGUUGUCGCCUGAGUCUUUGAUUCAGAGCGUCAAAGACAGUAGAUGGUUACAGACUUCCCAUGGUUACAAGACCCCAUCAGAAUCCAUACUGCUUGAUUCAGAAUGGACAAUUGCAUCACAAGUUAGUAGUCUCCCCUUAAUAGAUACUAACUUAUAUGGUAAGGAAAUUGUUCACUACAAGACUGAGCUUGAUUUACUUGGAGUUUUAGUUGGGUUUAACAGAAAUUACCAGCUAGUGGUUGAUAAUUUUAAAAUGCCUACAAGUUUUACAUCUUCUCAUGCUACUAUUUUCAUACUCAAGUGUAUUCGACAUGCUCGUGCCCCUGAUAAGCUCAUAGAAAAGACAAGGCAGAUGAAAUGGUUGAAGACCCAUCUUGGCUACAAAACACCAAGUGAAUCAUUUCUGGUUGCUUCAGAAGUUUGUCUUCUAAACGUGGUCAAUGGUGUGCCAAUAAUUGAUGAGGGGUUCUAUGGCAGCGGAAUCACGUCAUAUAAAGAAGAGCUGAAGAAAAUAGGAGUUGGUGUCGAUAUUGAUGAUCUAUCCAAAGUUAUUGCUACCCAACUGAAACAACUCAUAGCUUCUUCAUCUGUUACAAGCAAAAAUGUUCUUGCUUUACUAGCAUGUUACAGAAAGAUGGGUAGUAAAUUUCCAACUGAUCUUUUGGCCUUUACCCAUCAUGAGAAAUGGUUGCAUACCAGGCUGGGCUUCAGAUCUCCCAAGGAUUCGAUCCUAUUAGAUACAGAGUGGGAGUCCAUCUCAUCGAUAGCCAGUCUUCCCCUCAUUGAUGGCAAUUCUUCAUUCUAUGGUCACUCUAAUGAAAUUUACAAUUACAAAAAUGAGCUCAAGGAUUUUGGUGUUGUGGUGGAUUUCAAAAGGGGGGCAGAAUUUGUUAUAAAGGGUAUUCGCAUUCCCAAAAAUCCUUCAGUCAUCACCCGGGCAAAUGUUCUUUCCUUGCUGAAGUGCAUCCACAAUCUGAAAGGGAAAAUGGAGGUUCUUCCUAAUGAGUUCAUGAAAAGCAUAAGCAAGAGUUGGCUAAAGACCACUACGGGCUACAAAUCUCCAGGAGAGUGUCUCCUCUUUGAUCCAAAGUGGGGUUUACAAAGGGAAGAUGGGCCCUUCAUUGAUAAUGAAUUUUAUGGCUCAGAGAUUACAUCCUACAAGAAUCAACUUAAAGAAAUUGGAGUGAUUGUGGAUGCCACUGGCGGAUGCUUGUUAAUUGCACGUCAUAUCAAAUUUCAUUCUGAUAUUACUGCAGUCUCCAGAGUUUACAUGCACUUGAGUGAAUUUAAAUGGGAGCCAGAAAAUGAAGCUGCAGAUUGGAUAUGGAUCCCAAGUGGAAGUGGUGGUGGCCAAUGGGUGAGUUCUAGCAGUUGCAUACUUUACGAUAAAAAUCAUAUGUUUGGCUCCCAACUCUAUGUUUUGGACAAGUAUUAUGAGACAAAACUUCUUGGAUUCUUUACCACGAUUCUUGGGGUUCCGCAUGGUCCAAAUAUUCAGGAUUACUGCAAACUCUGGUGCUCAUGGGAAGCUUCACUGCACCACCCGACAGUCUUGCAAUGUUCUGCUUUCUGGGAGUUCAUUGCAAAGCACUGGAAUGCUAAGACGGAGAAGCUGCUACUGGGCUGCAUAUCAAAGCUUCCAGUGCAAAAGAAUAAUGAGAUAAUGCUGUCCAACAAGCAAGAUGUAUUCAUUCCCGAUGACCUCUUGCUGAAGGAUCUGUUCGACAAGUGUUCUGAUGAAGCAAUUUUCAUAUGGUAUCCUUCAACUAGCACUCCUGCACUGUCUAGAGCAAAUUUGAACAAGAUCUAUAUCAGUAUUGGUGUCAGAACAAUUUCGGAGGCUGUAGAAAAUGAUGAGUCCUUCACAGCAGAAGGCGCCAAUGUUAGGGAAGUUGAUCCAGGAUCUCUGGUGUCGAAAGAUGGGUUGCUCAGGAUCGUUCUUGCAUUUCUCUGUGAUACUUCUUUAGCUACAAGUUCUGCUGAAAGGCAUCGCAUUGUUAAUAACCUGUGCAAUUUACAAGUUUUGGAGUUGGAUGAACCCAUUACGGUAAGCUACAAGUUGUCACUCGCCACAGGCAAGAAUUUGAUUGCGAAGGCUAGCAAAAUGUUUCGCUGGGAGAAGGACAAUGCUAAGUUGUUCGUACAGAGCAUUGAUGGUUCAAAGAGAAAGAGAGGCAGCAUCGAAUUCGCCACAUUUUUUGCAGAUGUAAUAUCACAGGGCCUGUUGUUUGAAAUGUCUGAUCAGAUUGCUGCACUCUCUGAGCUGAUUAGGUUGGGCUGCUUGUUAGACUUUGAGGAAGAUGCUGUGGAGUUUCUGUUGAAGACCAAAAACCUCCAAUUGUUUGCUGAGGACGAAGAGCUUCUAUCAUCCAUAUCAACCUCCUCGAAGGUCUGAGUCACCAACAAGUAGACCACCGUUCUGCGACGUCAAAGUUAUCAUGUUUUGUUCUCUUUUGGAUAACUUUGAUGCAUGCUUAUUUCUCUGUUUAUCAACAC
Musa acuminata subsp. malaccensis (wild Malaysian banana) is the source of this 5334-nucleotide messenger RNA. RefSeq lists its product as uncharacterized. NCBI's taxonomy places the organism in Eukaryota, Viridiplantae, Streptophyta, Magnoliopsida, Zingiberales, Musaceae. The record is from RefSeq and is a predicted model, not a curated record.